AGAGAGAGAGAGAGAGAGAGAGAGAGAGAGAGAGAAAGAGAGAGAAGAUUCAAAGGAACAAAAGUGUUGCUUUUUUCUUCUCUGCAUUUUCCAUUUAUCCUGUCGUCUUUGACGCUUUUGUAAAAGCUAAAAAAGAAAAAAGAUGCCCAACGACGAAGACUAGAGAGAGAGAGACCCAAUUUUCUUUAUUCUUCUUCUUCUUCUUCUUCUUCUUCUUCCUCUAUUUCCUUUUCUCUUCCUGAGAAUCUCUGCUUCUGAGUCUUCAGAAUAUUAUCCAUAAAAAUCCUGAAACAAAAAAUGACGAAAGUGUGUCCUGAAAUCGAAGAAAGGACAUUACCAGAAUCAAGUCUUACAGUAUCAGUAGAUGUGAGCUUUGCUUCUAAUCAUUUUCCAACAUACAAAUUAGGACCUGAUAAUCAGAUCAUAGAGGAACCAAAGGAAGACGAAAAAGGUCCUUCAGUGAAAGAAACCGUCGAGAAAGAGAGCGAACUCUUGUCUGAUCAGCACAAGCGGCUAUCAGUCCGUGACCUCGCUAGUAAAUUUGACAAGAAUUUGGCUGCAGCUGUUAGUUUGGCUGAUGAGGCAAAAUUAAGAGAGGUGGCUUCUUUGGAGGGACAUGUAAUGUUGAAGAAGCUAAGGGAUGCUUUAGAAUACAUGAGAGGACGCACGGACGGGCAAAACAAGGAAGAUGUGGAGAAAGCCAUUUCCAUGGUAGAAGCUCUAGCUGUCAAGUUAACUCAGAAUGAAGGUGAACUAAUUCAAGAAAAGUUUGAAGUGAAGAAACUGGGAAACUUCCUCAAGCAGGCUUCAGAAGAUGCAAAGAAACUGGUCAACCAGGAAAAAUCAUUCGCUUGUGCUGAGAUCGAAACUGCAAGAGCCGUUGUGCUUAGACUUGGAGAGGCAUUUGAAGAACAGGAACAGAUUUCUGAAGCGUCUAGAGCUCAGGGACCGGAUGUGGAGAAAUUGGUCGAGGAGGUUCAAGAAGCUAGGAAAAUCAAACGUAUGCAUCACCCAACAAAGGUGAUGGGCAUGCAACAUGAGCUUCAUGGUUUAAGAAAUCGACUCCAAGAGAAGUAUAUGAAUUCUAUUAAAAUCCAUCAAGAGAUAGCAAUAAUCAAGAGAGCCGAGGAAUCCAAGUCCUGUCCAUUUGUUCUUGAAGGCAAACAAAGUCUCGGCUCUUGCUUAAGAAUCCGUGUCUUCUCAGAAAAUGCUCCAGAAAACGCUAUAGAUCUUUCCAACUGUUCAAUCCAGUGGUACCGUGCAGCAUGUGAAACUAGUCGAAGGGAAGCUAUAUCUGGUGCCAACCAAUCAGUAUAUGCUCCAGAACCAUUUGAUGUUGGAAGGAUCUUACAAGCAGACAUUCUUUCAAAUGGACAAAAAGUCACAGUUUCAACCGAUGGUCCAAUUGAUCCUGAUUCUGGCUUGCAAUCCCGCGUAGAAUCGCUGAUGAGGAAAUCUAAUUGUGAAUUCAGUGUGAUUAUAUCACAGAUGAAUGGACAAGACUAUGCAUCUCGAUCUCAUGUCUUUACCGUUGGAAAAACGAGGAUAAAGCUGUCUCGAGGAUGGAUCACAAAGGCGAGAGAAAUAUAUUCGACAUCUAUGCAGCUCUGUGGAGUUAGAGGCAAUAUCAAGGCUCCUGCCAAGGCGUUAUUCUGGCAACCAAGAAAGAGUCUAACUUUCAUACUAACAUUUGAGUCAGAACAAGAACGUAACGCAGCCAUAGCCCUUGCUCGAAAACACGCUUUCGAUUGCAAUGUUACACUGCUUGGGCCAGAUGAUUAAACAAAUGGUGAGCAAGACAUUGUCAUUAACCAACCGCCUGAUUUUUUUCCCGACGCCGGAUUUUGUUGUUCUGUGUGUUGUGUUGUUUUUUUUUCUCUUUCACACUGUGGUGUGGUUCAAGGAAGGAAGGUGCAAAGUUGGCUUCUCACUGAUCAUCCAUUGUUGCUUCAUAGUUUUAUUGUAGGCAGCAUACUUUUUUUUGUUGUUUCUUUCUUUUGCCUGAUCAUCAGUUUGAUAUGGUUGGCACUUCUGAUUUGUUUGGUUUGUUUGCUUGAUUUUCUGAUUUAGGACGCAACAUUGUUAUCAGCUUAUGAGUGUGAUAUCAGAAAUCCAGAGUUGUUUGUAACUAUUACAAGCUUAUGAGAAAAUUCCCAUUUCCAUUA
Molecule: messenger RNA, 2165 nt
Organism: Eutrema salsugineum
Lineage: Eukaryota; Viridiplantae; Streptophyta; Magnoliopsida; Brassicales; Brassicaceae
Product: stomatal closure-related actin-binding protein 3
Exons: 13
Coding region: 298-1782 (494 amino acids)
Biological process (GO): actin filament organization; regulation of stomatal movement
Molecular function (GO): actin binding
Source: RefSeq, a predicted model, not a curated record